CCUGAGCCUUGCGCUUGACACGUGAUGUCGUUUCCAUGGUAGCGUGGUGCUGUUGGCCAGGCGUUUCUAGUUGAUGUCGGACUUCAGCGCGAGUCGAUGACGGAGUCAUAUGAAUAGCCCAAAGAUGACCGAUGUAGCAGCAAAUUUACGCACUCUGGACUUUGAGUCAGGCCUUAGUGUCGAUGAAAGGCAGUUUUUGUUUCUGCGUGCCCGUGCUUCUGCGAAGACGAUAUGUGGCUGUGCCCAUGCCACUUUCUUCUGUAAACUCCUGCAUACAGUGAGAAAAAAGCUGUUAAAAGGCAGUGCCUCUGUAAUGUCUAAACCUUCAUCCAUGUUCUCCAGUGAUGCAGAAUGUCUAAAAGUAGGUAUUAUUGGCGGAGGUCACAUUGGAAAGCAGCUGGUUCAUGCCUUACUUGAAGUUGCAUGUCUAAAGCCAUCUGCCAUCAAUGUUUCUAGCAGGAGACCAGAAACAUUAGAAGACUUAGAGAAGCUAGAAGUGAAAUGCUUUUAUAACAAUGGACGGCUGGCUGCUUGGGCAGAUGUUCUUUUCCUCUGCUGCCUGCCAUCUCACCUGUCUCAUGUCUGUGCAGAGAUUCAACACAAGCUUAAUCGUACCUGUGUGGUGUACAGUUUUGUGUCAGCAGUGCCAGUACUGAGACUCCAGCAGUUACUGUCUCAUAAUAUGAUUUUGAGACCAGAAUACAACUUUACAAGUGAAAGCUCUGGUGAGGUCUGGUUGACCAAAUGCGGUAUUGUUGCAUCGCUGAGAGACCCUGUGGUAAUUGAGGCUACCUGCCCUUUCAGAGAAAACUCAGGAAUUUCUCUAUCUAAAAAGUGGCCCGAGGCUGUUUUAUACUCUCUAUUAAAUAUGUGCACUGCAAUGCAUUUGGCCUCCAAGCAGACUAUUAGCAUCAUUAAUGAGUUGCUGCUUCUGCAAGGAACAUCUGCAGUAUAUGACACCGAGCAAGUCUUCCAGUUCAAAACGCAGAGCUUUGUCAGCACAUCCUUUGCUUCUGGUCUGUCUGAUACAGAGUCUUUUCCCUGGUUAAGUCUGGUAGAAGUGCAGAAGAAGGAAACUCCCCUGUCAAAAACUCUUUCAGAUGAAUAUUUGCAAAGACACCUCUCAACAGUGUACUUUGCAGCUCUUGGAGUCCCAGAAGCUGAAAGGAAAGAGGAGUACAGAGAAAAUCAGAAAGCUAUCAGGUGGAGUCCUGAGUAAUGUUUCUGUAAUUCAUAUACAUUUCAUCUAAGUAUAUUUUAAACUAUUCAUCCUUGUCUACCAUCUGCACCCGAAGAGUUAACAAAAUAAAAGUCACUGAAAUGUCUUAAGAGUAUGAUUGCUCU
Erpetoichthys calabaricus (reedfish) is the source of this 1344-nucleotide messenger RNA. It is a transcript of the gene noxred1, whose product is annotated as NADP-dependent oxidoreductase domain containing 1. The transcript has 7 exons. The coding region runs from base 110 to 1219 and encodes 369 amino acids. Gene Ontology annotation, biological process: L-proline biosynthetic process. Gene Ontology annotation, molecular function: pyrroline-5-carboxylate reductase activity. The record is from RefSeq and is a predicted model, not a curated record. NCBI's taxonomy places the organism in Eukaryota, Metazoa, Chordata, Cladistia, Polypteriformes, Polypteridae.